AUGGAGGAGUCUCGCCCACUUGGUCCAGGCGACGACAUGAGCGACAAAGACGAGGCGCGGGGGCGGUGUGGAGGCGACUGGGCGCUGGAGGACCAGCGUCGUUGGACUGGGCGCCAGGAGAGGGGGGCGCGGCGCGCGCUCUCGGAAAGCCCGUGCGUGGUGCUCGGCGGCGGGCGUCUUCUGGCCGUGCCGCUGGGGUUGUGCCACGGGCUCUGGAAGCGCGCCCCCGACGACUUCUGCCUGCGUGCCUCUGGGUGCCGCGUGAUCGUGGAGGUGCUGCAGGAGAGCCUCGGGGGCCUGGGCGAGCCGCGCCCGAGCGGCUCGGCGACGGUGGAGGUCGAGGAUCUGCUGGAGGGUGUGCUGGACACCUUGCGGUACUGGGCACAGGGGCCGGAGAUCGCGCUUGAGCUCCGUUGCGGAGAGGAGCGCUGCGGCACCGUCACCGUGCGCGCCUCGCUGCGCCGCUCGGACGCCGCGGAGCCCCGCGCGUGCGCGCCGCGGGGAUGGCCACCGCCACGGCCACCGCCACGGUCACCACCACCACCGCCUCUCCGUCGGGCACGGCGGCGCGGUGUCGUCCGACUGCUCCACGUCCCUCGGAGGCGCCCGCAGGGAGAGCAACGACGCCUCGUCCGCCGCCUCGUCCAGCUCGGGUUCCGACCUG
This is a messenger RNA of Prorocentrum cordatum, 664 nucleotides long. NCBI's taxonomy places the organism in Eukaryota, Dinophyceae, Prorocentrales, Prorocentraceae. The record is from the annotation of a GenBank genome assembly.